Molecule: messenger RNA, 5152 nt
Organism: Effrenium voratum
Lineage: Eukaryota; Dinophyceae; Suessiales; Symbiodiniaceae
Source: the annotation of a GenBank genome assembly
AAACACCUCGACAUACUCCGAUCGCUGGUGGGAGAGCUCAGCCGAGCCCGGGAGACGCGACUUCCGAGCGAGCCCUCUGCCAUGCGGCUUCAUUCGAAUAUGGCCUCCAGCGCGCCACUGAGGCUGGCGACGCCGUGGGCGCCCCGGUCAUCCUUUGGACCUGUGCGGGCGACAGCAGCGCUAAAACCGGCGCUCUCAGGAGCUGGCCGUCGCCAGCGCCGGCUGGCAGAUCUCUGGCCGGCGCCUGCGCACCGCAAGAUCUGCGGAGGCCCGGAUCUUCGCCUUCGCGUCGCCCAAGGGCCUAAGGCCACAGAGCCCCGCCAUGGCGGAUUUGGGCUUCCUUGUGGGUCUGCAGGGUGGCAAGGAGGACAUGGUGGUGGUGGAGCCCUGUGGAAACGAUGGAGGCCUCCGCGAGGCGGCGGAGGCUCGGAAAGCCGCGCUGCUGGCGCGGGGCUUUGCGCCGGAGGGACUGCCGGAGGUCGUGGACCUUGCCACCGCGCUGGCGCGGGGCGGCGCUUGGGCGCCCUACGGGUGCUGGCCUGCAGCUGAGCUGGGGCCUGUGCACUCCGCGCGGGGCGCGGCCUGGCUGCCGCUGCACGGCAAGCGCUGGGCGGCCGAGCGCUGCCGCGCCUGGCGGAAGGACUUUGGGCAGGAGCUCGCCGCGACCCGCAUGUUGCGGCCGCUCAGCGAAGACGCGGUCGUGUGCACCACAGAGGAGGAGGUUUUUGAUGCCAUCGCCGGCUUCAACCAAGGUGGCUGGCCUGCUGCCUUUGUGAAAGCGGAGCACGGCUGGGCGGGGCAAAGCAACCGCCGGGCCCGAGAUGGGGAGGCGCACACCGCCACGCAUUUCGGGCGCUGGGUGCGGAAGCGCCUGGGGGAGGGCCCGGUGCUCGUGGAGCCGGAAUAUGACCGUGUGCUGGACUUCUCCCUGCAGCUGGAUGUGUCGGAGGCCAAAGAUGUGUCCGUCUUCAGCAGGCACGUCUUCCGCACGGACGGCCGGGGCAACUUCCUGGGGGCGGAGCUGGGCUCGUGGGAAGAUGCCUGGGCCUCAUUGUUGGGGGAGGAAGCCGUGCCGGUGGGUGACCUCGUGACUUGGAGCGUGGCCUCGACCGUGGGGAGAGCUUUGGCGGCCGCGGGCUACGUGGGCCCCGCCGGGGUGGACGGGUUCCUCUUCCGGGCAGAGGGCAGGCUGCACCUCCACCCGGUCUGCGACGUAAACCCCCGGCAGACCAUCACACGCCUGGCGCAUCUGGUGGCCCGCCGUGCGCCAAAGGACCUGGAGGUGCAGAGUUUGCGGCUGCUGAACCGGCGCCGUGCUGAGGACUUGGCCGCCAGGCUGGGUGAGGAGGGCGUUCUGCCAGAGGAGUUGGCGGCAGAGUACGACUUGCCUUGCGCGCCUGGGCUGCGAGCGGUGCCGCUGACGCCGCUGGGCCAUGCCGGAGCCUCGCGGGGCCUCGCGGCUCUGCUGCUGGCGCGCGAGGCGCGGCCGCCGAAGCCGGCGAAGCACCAGGUCCUGCCCAGCUACGAGGAUGUGGAUCUGGAGUUCUUGGGCGACCCGAAGCAGCGCAACGAGGUGAGUCACGCGGCUCCUCACUCGGGUCGAGACGAUGGGCACGGGCGACACAUCCUUCCGCUACACCUCCAUGCAGUGCAACAGCAACUACAACAGCAACAACAACCACGGCCCGUCCCAGAUCAUCGGGAUGGGCGACUACACGGGAGAGCUGUGGGUGAUGGAGGAAGGGGGGAACAUCCCCAUGCUGGUGACGGAGCUGCUUCGGGGGUACCCGCAUUUGACCGUGGGCAAGGUCAUCUAUGGCCUGCACAACAUCCGCAACAAGUGGCUCGACCGCUGGACGCUUCGAAAAGGCGCACUUCAACCGGUGUGCGCUCCGUGACCUUUGCAGAGGCUGUGCUACGGGGAGGCUCGCUGGAGGCCAAGUUGGCGCCGCCGGUUUCGGGCGCGGAGGAGGUCCCUGCGGAGCCUGAGGACAUCGCUUGGCCCAACCGCGACGAGGAGAUCGCCAUUUGCCAAGGCCUCAAGCGGGGCGGGGACCAGCUGCCAAAGAUGUCCCAGCUGCUGGCGUCUCAGGAGGCCCGAGUGCAGGCUCUGCAGAAGUUUGCCAACCAUGAGCUGCAGGCCAUCGAGAUGUUCGCCUGGGCCCUGGCGCGCUUCCCGGAGGCCCCGAGGAGCCUGCGCCGCGGCCUGCUGCGGACCUUGCGGGAGGAGCAGCAGCACUGCCAGCUCUACCUGGACCGCGCCGCUGCCAACGGCGCAGACCCGCGGCAGCCGCUGGGCUGUGCGCCUGUGUCAGGCUACCUUUGGCAGGGCCUCGAGGCCGUGCGCGCUGCAGAGCACCCGCUGUGCGCCUUCCUGUGCGGCGUAGGCCUUACCUUUGAAGCGGCGAACCUGGACCACACACUGCGCUACCGCGACAUCUUCCGCCAGGCCGGAGAUGAGGCCAGUGCCAAGGUGCUGCAACGGGUGCACGAUGAGGAGGUGCAGCACGUGCGCCUGGCGCGGCUCUGGGUGAAGCGAUUAGCCAAGGACCUCGGGGCCAAGGGCACGGAGCUGGAGGACCUCGCUCUCUACCAGCGCUUUUGCGGUCCGCCAGCCUUUGGCCUCUGCAAGGCCCGGGGCAAGGGCUUCCCAGCCCUGGCCGCCCGGCGCAAGGCGGGGCUCUCCGAGGAGCUCAUCGCGGCGGUGAAAAGCGCCAGGAGUGAGCGCCGCGUUGCGGAGAAAUGGGCCUUGGCCACCCGCGAGUUUGGAAUCAUGGGCUGCGGUGCCAGUGCUGAGGAGACGCAGAAGAAGAAGCCCAGCCCGGAGGACCGGGUCAAGGACAAGAAGGCGGCCAAGGAUGAGAACCGGGCGUACCAGGCCCAGCUCCAGUUCCUGGAGCAUGUGCCCUUGAUGAAGCGCCUGCCCAAGGACCAGCACCCCUUGGUGGCCAGCGUGUGCGAGGGCGCGGAGUUCAAGCGAGGGGACACGGUGAUCCGCCAGGGGGAGAACGGCCAGGAGUUUUACGUGAUCCGCCAGGGGGAAGCUUCCGUGUACGUCGCGGACGACAAGACGGGGGAGAUGAAGAAGGUGGCCGGCCUCAAGGCGGGCGACUACUUCGGCGAGAAGGCGCUCCUCCGGGACGAGCCGCGCACGGCCACCAUCAAGGCGGAGUCCACGACUCUCAGCGCCUUGAAGAUCACCCGCAAGGCUUUCCAGGACCUCGGGCUGCACGAGAAGCUGCAGUUCGCCAACCGCCGCGCCGUGGGCGGCGGGGGCGGGCAGCAGCAGAAGGCGAAGACGCCAACGGCCAAGUCCCAGGAGGACAUUGCCCUGAUCACCGAAGCGUUGAGGGGCAACGAAAACCUGGCGACCAUGACCACGCUCGAUGAGGGCCGGGUGAAGGCCUUCGUUGAUGUCAUGUGGAAGGAGGAGGUCAAGGAGGGCCAGCGCAUUAUCCAGGAGGGCGACCUCAACGCGGACUACUUCUACGUGGUGGAGUCUGGCCGCUUCGAGAUCUUCGUGCAGGAGACAGAAGAGGGCGGCACCAGUGCCGAGCACGCGCUUACGCGCUCGGACAACAAGGUGCUGAACGUGGUGAGCCAGGGCGGCUCCUUCGGGGAGCUGGCGCUGCUCUACUUCGUGCCGCGGGCCGCCACGGUGCAGGCCAUCACCGACGGAGUGCUGUGGGUCAUUGACCGCAGCAACUUCAAGGACAUCCUCAUGAAGGUCUCAGACAACAAGCUGAAAGAGUAUAUCAAAUACCUCAACGAAGUUAGCAUCCUUGACACGCUGCUGGAGACCGAGAAGAAAGCCUUGGCCAAGGCCUUGGUGGAGAUGCAUUUCACCCAAGGGGAGAUGGUCGUGCAACAGGAUGAGCCCGGAAACACGUUCUACAUCAUGUACGAGGGCAACGUGGACAUCAUGAAGGAUGGGGCGACAGUUGCCAACCUUGAGGCGAGCACGAGCCGCGGCACGGCCCAGUUCUUCGGGGAGAAGGCGCUGCUCGAGAACGAGAAGCGGGGUGCGACGGUGUUGGUCAAGUCGAAGACGGCCAAGUGCCUCGUGUUGGACAGAGAGUCCUUCGACAUUCUGCUGGGCCCGCUGAGCGACAUUAUUAAGGGUCAGCGCAACAAGAAGGAUAUGGUGCCGGGACAAAGCGAGGGCGACAUUUGCCGCGGCAAGAUCAAGAGACACGACCUGCAGCGCAUCGGCCUCCUGGGCUGCGGCGGCUUCGGCACCGUAGAGCUUUGGGAGCACAAAGGCAGCGGCGACACCUAUGCCCUGAAGGGCCUGAGCAAGGGCUACAUCAUCAAGACCGGCAUGCAAGACAGCGUCAUGAAUGAGAAGAACAUCCUCAUGAUGACUAACUCAUCCUUUAUCACCAAGCUGUGGGAGACCUACAACGGCACCCAGACCUUGUACUUCCUCCUGGAGAGUUGCUUGGGCGGUGAGCUCUAUGCCACUUACAACAGGAAGGGCUUCCAUGGCAUUGAGAAGCACGCCAGAUACUACUCCGCCGGGGUGACCUUUGCUUUCGAGCACCUCCAUGCUCGGCGUAUCAUCUACCGGGACUUGAAGCCCGAGAAUCUGCUCCUCACGGAGACGGGGCACAUCAAGCUCACCGACAUGGGCCUUGCGAAGUUUGUGAUUGGCAAGACCUUCACCAGCUGCGGGACCCCGGACUACUUCGCCCCUGAGCUGAUUGCUUCCACGGGCCACACCAAUGCAGUGGAUUGGUGGACCCUGGGCGUGCUCAUCUUCGAGCUGAUGUGCGGGCAUCCGCCCUUUGAGAGCGCCUACCCCAUGCAGAUCUAUGCCAAGGUCACCAAGGGUAUUGCCAAGGUUCCCUUCCCGGCCCAGUGCAACGCUGCCUGCAAGAGCCUCAUAGAGGGCCUUCUGCAGCAGGACCCCAGCCAGCGCUUGCCUAUGAGGCCGGGAGGCAUCAAGAACCUCAUGAACCACAAAUGGUUCGCCGAGCUGGAUUGGGAGGCCAUGAGGAGCCUGUCCCUGCCAGUGCCCUACAAACCCGUGGUGAAGAACCGCCGGGAUCUGGCGAACUUCAGCGCAAGGAAGGAGGAUGCCCCAAGGCAGGGCUGGGGGCCCGAUGGAACGGAGACCCUGGUUAAGGAAGUGACGACUGUUCCAGGCUAA